AUGAUUUUUAAAAAUAAGAAUUGAUCAGAAACACAUUCAAAAGUCAGAGGCCAGGAUUUGAACCUGGGGCCUCCGGUGUGUCAUACAGACGCUCUACCACUGAGCUACCUCUGAUUAUAUAUUAAUAUUUGAGCAGCAAGUGAUCUUCAAGAAAUGAUAAAAUUGUAUUUGCAAAUAAAUUAUCAGAAAUCAAAAGCUAUCAAUAAAUCCCAUAAGCAUUUAUUGUAA
Messenger RNA from Blepharisma stoltei, 228 nucleotides. The record is from the annotation of a GenBank genome assembly. NCBI's taxonomy places the organism in Eukaryota, Ciliophora, Heterotrichea, Heterotrichida, Blepharismidae.